Messenger RNA from Teleopsis dalmanni, 417 nucleotides. Its product is annotated as lipase 3-like. The record is from RefSeq and is a predicted model, not a curated record. Lineage: Eukaryota; Metazoa; Arthropoda; Insecta; Diptera; Diopsidae. The annotation marks the transcript as partial. The transcript has a single exon.
GAAUUAAUUGAACACAUUAAGGCUACAUCUCCAGCUGGAGCUUCUGUGAACCAAAACAUACAUUUCUGUCAAGAAUACAACUCUAAACGUUUCCGUAAAUUUGAUUACAGCAUUGUACGUAACCCAUACGAAUAUGGCACUAUGUAUCCACCAAAUUACAAGCUUAAAAACGCUAAAGCUCCAGUACUGUUGUACUAUGGUGCUAACGAUUGGAUGUGUGAUGUUUCUGAUGUUCGACAAUUGCGUGAUGAAUUACCAAAUAUGCAAUUGGACUAUUUGGUGCCAUUCGCUAAAUGGGCACAUCUGGAUUUCAUUUGGGGUACCGAAGCUAAGAAAUAUGUUUAUGACAAAGUAUUGGAGGAAAUGGAACAAUAUGAAUAGAUUAUUUGAUUUAUAUAAUAAAUAUUGAAAAAGUAA